Messenger RNA from Olea europaea var. sylvestris, 1666 nucleotides. RefSeq lists its product as uncharacterized. NCBI's taxonomy places the organism in Eukaryota, Viridiplantae, Streptophyta, Magnoliopsida, Lamiales, Oleaceae. The record is from RefSeq and is a predicted model, not a curated record. The transcript has 2 exons. Gene Ontology annotation, biological process: protein ubiquitination. Gene Ontology annotation, molecular function: ubiquitin protein ligase activity. Bases 16 to 1497 code for a protein of 493 amino acids.
UUGGCCUUAAUUCUUAUGAACAAAAUUUUGGAUGUAGAUUUUCCCUUUUCAUUCCAUUCACUUACCUUCUUCAUCAUACACCAUUGUGAUGCUCAUAGAAAUGCUGAGGAUGGAGAAAGAAAAGUUAAAACUGAGGCUAAAGAUGCUCUGAAGAAAGUCAAAGCUGACAGGAACAGAGGGCGGAUUCUUUUGAAGAACCAAGCUGAUGAAUCUGUUUUAGGAGACUCCAAAGCAGUAGUUUCUAGUUUGAGCGCUGUCUCUGAAGAUAACGAACCGAGAUCUACAAAGGAAAAUGGUAAGGUAGAUAUAAUGUCUAUAGUUCAGGGAACAAAUCGUAAAUCUUUGAAUCGGCUUGCUCAUAAACAUUCAUCUAGCACACUUUCCAAAGAAAGUGAAAAUACCUCUGGUUUGAGGCUCAAAAAGAUCAUGAGGAGAGGUGGUGAGGACAAGGAUUCAUCUGUUCAAGUUCAAGAGCUUAGAAAAGAAAUCAGAGAAGCUGUUCGUAACAGAUCCUCGAAAGAGGUUGGGCAAAACCUUUUUGAUCCGAAACUUCUGGCAGCUUUUAGGACUGCUUUGGCAGGAUCAGCGACUGAAACUGAAAGUAAGAAGCUGCCUCUGGAUCUGAAGGCAAAGAAGUCACAGUUGCAGAAGGGAAAAAUACGUGAAAGUCUAACGAGAAAAAUAUAUGGGAUCAACGGAAGGCGAAGAAAAGCAUGGACCCGGGAUUGUGAAGUUGAAUUUUGGAAACAUCGCUGCUUGAAAACAACAAAAUCUGAAAAAAUUGAGACCUUGAAGUCAGUUCUUGGCCUGAUAAGAAAUGGAUCUGAUUACACAGAGAAACUUCCUGAGAAUGAUGGCGAGAGAAGUGGUUCUAUUCUUUCAAGAUUGUAUUUAGCAGAUGCAUCUGUUAUGCCACGGAAGUGUGACAUUGAGCCUAUGUCAUCCCUCAAAUCCAUUGCAGCACCUGCACUGGAAAAAGAAGAUGGUUCAACUAAAAAAUCAUCAACUUCAUCUACCAGCGUCCACUCUUGCACAAAUCCACCAAAGAAUGAUAUUUUAAUGCAGGGUAAAAUUCCUACAUUAGAUACUAAAGGUACAAGAAGGAGUGCUAUGGGCACUAAGGAUGGAACUGCUUCUGGUAAAGUACAUCAAAAUAAAUGCUCUGAAGGAUCAUCCAAGUCUACAUUAGGUGGCAUGAAGGUACCUUCUGAGAAGGAAGAGGGUAAAUCUGACAACACGAAGUGCGAUAAAAGGAAAUGGGCUUUGGAAGUUCUGGCCAGAAAAACAGCAGUCUUAAGCAAAAAUGCAGCACAAGCGAACAAAGAGGACAAUUCCAUUCUCAAAGGGAAUUAUCCUUUACUGGCUCAAUUGCCGAAAGAUAUGUGGCCAGUUUUUGCACCCAGUCGUCACAAUAAAAUUCCCGUGUCAAUUAGGCAGGUGAAGUAUUUAUCUGUUAUCAUGUCUCAGCAACAUUCUGUUUCAACCCGCCUAGAAUAAUAUAUCGUGAAAGGUGUGUCCUCCUGGAUCGGAAAAGUAAUUUGAUGGAAAAAUAGGCAGUGAAAGGAGAGAAAAUAAUAGAGGGAAAUUGAUGCAGCACCAACUCGAGCAAUUAAUUGAAUGUUAGUACAUUUCCCAAUGGGAAAGGGGGAAUUGAAGGAAAGAAUGG